GCAAAGUACGAACACGGGCCGCGACUGGAUCUUAUCGUCGUGAAUGCACUGGUAGUUUGACCGGCGUUUUCAGCUUCCGGUCCGACACCGGCAGCUAUCAAGAUGAAUUAUAUUUGCAUCGAUGCAUCAUAUAAAUUUCACGGAUGUAUGAUAGAUGCGCUUAGUGUGCCGAAAUACUGUCGGCAGUAAUUUAUUAUACCGUGUGGGGUUGGGAAAUAGUGUGGAGUUUUCUCAAGCAGGAAUGAAUCCUUUUCUGGUGCUAGUUAUUUGCUGUGCCGUGGGGAACAAGCUUCAUUUCACACGUGCUCAGCAAAACAUUUUCGACCAUGCCUCAAACGUCUUGCUUGGAGCGGCUGCAAAGGGAAAAGAAAUCAUCGAUCAUGGUGUUAAUGUAAAAUCUGAUCGACAGAAUAGUUAUGAUUUUUUCGGUUUGAAGUUGGGUACGAACAAUGGCAUUAAUAGCGGAUUCGGAGAUGCUGCAACGGAAGCAACGCCGAGUAGCGCCGAAGAUGACUUGACUCGCAAGAAACGUUCAUUAGACUUACUGCGACCGACUGGAAUUCUUGCUAACUCCGCCUUUGGUGCUAAUGUUUAUUUAGUCACUAUUAAUUCAGUUAUUAACGUGAAUAACUAUGGAGUGACAACGGAAGCAAGCGCUACUGAAUCAUCGAAGCGAAAAAGACAUUUAAGAUUAGAGGACGACUCACCAAAGCAGCUAGAAACCAUCAGCGACGCAAAAGAUGCGUUCGAUGAAAAAAAUAAUAAAAUGUUCAAAUUCGUUGACUACGAGUCUCCACAGAAUGAUAAAUUCAUACGUGAUAUGAGAUCUCCUGUGUAUCACCCGAAAACGAUUGAUCAGAAGAAAUAUGGCUUUGAACAUGAAAUAGGACUGUUAAGAUUACAACCAUCUGAAACUCAAUCCAGCGAUACUAGAAUUCUUAUCCGGUCAAGGCGAUCACCUCAAGAAUCCAGUAUCGAAACAGAAGCUUCAACCGGAAAGCCAGCCGAUCGACCUCGUGCAGAACGGCGAGGAGGUGGACAGCCUCCGAAUACGAGAAGGCGAAAACAUCAUGGCGGACCUUGCAAAAAACGGGGGCUGCCAUCCGAUGAAGAUGUAGAAAGUAAAUCCGAUUCACCUGGAGAUGAUAUGACAUCCAUAGAUUCUAAACGAAAACGUGAAAUAACGGAAGACGAGAAAGAUGUAUUUAACAUUGACGGAGUCGAUCUGGACCGAUCUUACAGUGAUUAUUCUAGUGAAGUUGAUAGUACCCAUAAAUCGUCUGAUGAAGAAUAUGUAAGCUAUGAAGUCAUGUAUGACGAUGAGGAGAACAAGAAGGCGUUUCAACGAAAUAAAAGACCACCGUGUGGAAGGGGUGGAAAUCGCGUGACAUCAACCGCAAUGCCAGCAAAUUUGCGAAGAGGGAAGAGGGACGUUUUACCGGAAGAGGGCACAGAAAAACCCGCCUCAUGGUUCUCUACAGUACUGGAUAUUAUAGUAACUUCUGCUAAACAGGUGGCUGCAGUAACGAGAAAAGUUUUUACCAGAGACAAACAGGGUGAGAUGGAGGAAAAUCCGGACGCGGAGAAAUUGUAACAACGUCUUAUUUAAAUUUGGAAAUUUGUGCAGUUGUUACUAUGCAAUGUUCUUCAAUGCUUGUAAUCAUAAGGCAAAUAAAAUUUCUCAACAAAGCAUGACAUAUUCGAUUUUAUCAGAAAGACUUAUGUG
This is a messenger RNA of Malaya genurostris, 1726 nucleotides long. RefSeq lists its product as uncharacterized. The record is from RefSeq and is a predicted model, not a curated record. Bases 155 to 1594 code for a protein of 479 amino acids. NCBI's taxonomy places the organism in Eukaryota, Metazoa, Arthropoda, Insecta, Diptera, Culicidae. The transcript has 3 exons.